AAUACAUAUACACAGUAGCACACACACACCCUUCCUCACAUCUCUCAUCUUCUCUCUCCCCGGCCUCUAUCUCUCUGUGGAUACUGCUGUGUCAUCCGCAAUGGCGAGAAGCCGGCAGUCCAUCCUCCUGGCCUUCGCUGUCGGGGCAAUGGCGGCGGUGCUGCUGGCCUCCCCGGCGGCGGCCAAGAGCUACAACAUCACCAAGAUCCUGGCGGCACACCCGGAGUUCUCCAAGUUCAACGCGAUGCUGAGCAAGACGCGGCUCGCGUCCGACAUCAACCGGCGCCAGACCAUCACCGUGCUGGCCCUGGACAACUCGGCCAUGGCGGCGCUGGACCACUACACGCUGCCCACCGUCCGCCACAUCCUGUCCCUGCACGUCCUCGUCGACUACUACGGCAACAAGAAGCUCAAGCAGCUCUCGCGCGGCGCCACCGCCUCCGCAUCCAUGUUCCAGUCCACCGGGACGGCGUCGGGCAUGUCGGGCUACGUGAACAUCACGUCCCACAAGGGCGGCAAGGUGGAGUUCGUCAGCCAGGACGCCGACGACACCGUCAAGCCGUCCCGCUACGUCAAGUCCAUCAAGGAGAUCCCCUACGACAUCUCGGUGCUCGAGAUCAACUCCGUGCUCUCCUCCUCCGAGGCCGAGGCGCCCGUCCCGCCGCCGGCGCCCGUCGACCUCAUCGAGCUCCUCUCCAAGAAGCACUGCAAGUCGUUCGCCGGGCUCAUCUCCGGCAACGCCGACGUGUUCCGCACGCUCAACGAGACCAAAGACAACGGCCUCACGCUCUUCUGCCCCGUCGACGCCGCCGUGGCCGCCUUCAUGCCCAAGUACAAGAACCUCACGGCCAAGGCCAAGACGGCCAUCCUGCUCUACCACGGCGUGCCGGACUACUUCUCGCUGCAGCUGCUCAAGUCCAACAACGGCAUGGUCUCCACGCUCGCCACCACCAGCGAGGUCAAGAAAGACUACAGCUACGACGUGCAGAACGACGACGAGAAGGUCACCCUCGUCACCAAGGUCGUCACCUCCACCGUCACCGCCACCGUCGGCGACAGCGAGCCGCUCGCCGUCUACGCGGUCUCCAAGUUCUUGAAGCCAAAGGAGCUGUUCAAGGUCGCCCAGGCGCCAACGCCCGCCCCGUCAAAGAAGGGCAAGAAGGAGGCUGGCGACGACGACGACUCGUCUGACGACGAAGAUUCCGAUGAUGCCACCACUGAUAAGGGUGAUGCCGCGCCAGCGGUAUACGGGCGAUGGGCGACCGCGGCUGCGACGGCGGGAGCAGUAUUGGCAUUGUUGAUGGGCUAAAAGAGUGAAAGCCGCCGGCUGUUUUAUGCAUGCAUGUUCAAAUUUAAUUAUUACUCCUAUAUUUGUUUUCCCUUUGGUAUUUUUAAUCUUAUUUUCUGCGGCGAAAUCUCUAUCACUUGUCAGUGGUGGUAGAAACAAAAUAAGUAGGCGGCUGGUCUCCUUCAAACAUCUACAAAAAUCAAGAAACUAGCUUAGAGGUGCGAUGUGUAGUUUCUUUUUGGAGUCUUGUUGAUUGCUAGUAUGAUGUAAUUAUUUGCCUUGUAAUUAAUACAGUUGGAAUGUUCUCAUGUACUUCCUCCGUUUCUAAAUAUAAGUUUUUUUUUAGACA
Molecule: messenger RNA, 1637 nt
Organism: Triticum aestivum (bread wheat)
Lineage: Eukaryota; Viridiplantae; Streptophyta; Magnoliopsida; Poales; Poaceae
Product: fasciclin-like arabinogalactan protein 2
Exons: 2
Coding region: 101-1309 (402 amino acids)
Cellular component (GO): plasma membrane
Source: RefSeq, a predicted model, not a curated record